Pelobates cultripes (western spadefoot toad) is the source of this 534-nucleotide messenger RNA. The record is from the annotation of a GenBank genome assembly. NCBI's taxonomy places the organism in Eukaryota, Metazoa, Chordata, Amphibia, Anura, Pelobatidae.
AACCCACCAGAAAAACCUGAAGAUAAGGGGUGUCUCGGACACAGUGGCGAAAGAAGAGCUCCUCACUUCAUUAGGAAACAAGUGAAUACACUACUCCCAGCAAAGCAAGCCAAGCAAUUCACAAACGAUGGAGCUUACAGCAUCGCCAAAUAUCCUAAGGCACUGCCUGCAUCCCCAAGGGACAUAAUCUUACGUUGUGGGACAAGACAACACAAACAAACUUUGAUAAGGACUGUUCACAAUCAGUCACCACUGGACUUUCAGUCUCAUAAGAUAUCGAUCUUCCAAGAUCUACACCGCUCGACCUUGCUAUGGAGGAAAACAAUGGAACCCAUCACACAACGGCUUAAAGAGGCAGGAAUACCACAUAAAUGGACUACUCCUAGAGCCUUUAUUGUCACCAAAGAUGGCAUGCAAUUCAAGGCCACCGACGUGGCAGAGGCCACCACCUUCUUGGCAGCAAUUGUAUUGGGAAAUGGUCCACGAGAGCAGAAGGCACACCCCACCACCAGCACAAGAAGCGGACAAGAUGCU